Erinaceus europaeus (western European hedgehog) is the source of this 8150-nucleotide messenger RNA. It is a transcript of the gene CELF1, whose product is annotated as CUGBP Elav-like family member 1. Bases 154 to 2019 code for a protein of 621 amino acids. Gene Ontology annotation, molecular function: mRNA 3'-UTR binding. The transcript is spliced from 15 exons. Lineage: Eukaryota; Metazoa; Chordata; Mammalia; Eulipotyphla; Erinaceidae. Gene Ontology annotation, cellular component: nucleus; ribonucleoprotein complex; cytoplasm. The record is from RefSeq and is a predicted model, not a curated record. Gene Ontology annotation, biological process: regulation of alternative mRNA splicing, via spliceosome; mRNA splice site recognition.
GCGUGUCUCUGGGCUGAGGGUUUCGCCCGCGGCCCAGCGGGCGGGCCCGGGGUUGCUUCUCCACUCCCCAGCUCCAGGGGGCGCUCUAGCGCCGGCGCUCCGCCGCCCCCUGCGCCGCGCUCCGCUCCGCUCGGCGUUGCGGGCGGCUCCGCGAUGCUACGUUCCCCCUCGCCGCCCUCACCUCCGCCCUCCUCCUCCGCGGCCCUCCCCGCCCGUGGUAGGUGCCGGAAGUGCCGCCAUUUUGGGGUGUUCUGCUCCGGCGGCGGCGGCAGCGGCAGCGGCGGCGGGACGCGGAGGCUCCCCCGGGACUCGGCCUCAGCGGCGAGGCGGCGGCGGCGGCUGCGGAGGCUCAGGCAGCAGUUGAGGCAGCGGCGGGCUCAGGUGCAGCCGCUGGAAGCUAAAGCUGUGUGUAUUUGUGGAUCAGACAAGUGCAGCAAGUUUAUAUCAUUGGCUUCUGAAGGGGAGAGUGAGGUGAUGGCCGCGUUUAAGUUGGAUUUCCUUCCAGAAAUGAUGGUGGAUCAUUGCUCUUUGAAUUCCAGUCCUGUCUCUAAGAAAAUGAACGGCACCCUGGACCACCCAGACCAACCGGAUCUUGAUGCCAUCAAGAUGUUUGUAGGCCAGGUGCCAAGAACCUGGUCUGAGAAGGAUUUGAGAGAGCUCUUUGAACAGUAUGGUGCUGUGUAUGAAAUAAAUGUCCUAAGAGAUAGGAGCCAGAACCCUCCUCAGAGCAAAGGGUGCUGUUUUGUUACAUUUUACACCCGAAAAGCUGCAUUAGAAGCACAGAAUGCUCUUCACAACAUGAAAGUCCUCCCAGGGAUGCAUCAUCCCAUACAGAUGAAGCCUGCUGACAGUGAAAAGAACAAUGCAGUGGAAGACAGGAAGCUGUUUAUUGGUAUGAUUUCCAAGAAGUGCACUGAAAAUGACAUCCGAGUGAUGUUCUCUUCAUUUGGACAGAUUGAAGAAUGUCGGAUAUUACGGGGACCUGAUGGCCUGAGUCGAGGUUGUGCAUUUGUGACCUUUACGACAAGAGCCAUGGCACAGACAGCUAUCAAGGCAAUGCACCAAGCACAGACCAUGGAGGGUUGCUCAUCUCCCAUGGUAGUAAAAUUUGCUGAUACACAGAAGGACAAAGAGCAGAAGAGGAUGGCCCAGCAGCUCCAACAGCAGAUGCAGCAAAUCAGCGCAGCAUCCGUGUGGGGAAACCUUGCUGGUCUAAAUACUCUUGGACCUCAGUAUUUAGCACUUUAUUUGCAGCUCCUUCAGCAGACUGCCUCCUCUGGGAACCUCAACACCCUGAGCAGCCUCCACCCGAUGGGAGGAUUAAAUGCAAUGCAGUUACAGAAUUUAGCUGCGCUAGCUGCUGCAGCAAGCGCAGCUCAGAACACACCGAGUGGUACCAGUGCUCUUACUACAUCCAGCAGUCCCCUCAGUGUACUCACCAGUUCAGCAGGGUCCUCCCCGAGCUCCAGUAGCAGCAACUCUGUCAACCCUAUCGCCUCCCUUGGAGCCCUGCAGACGCUAGCUGGCGCAACAGCAGGCCUCAAUGUCAGCUCUUUGGCAGGGAUGGCUGCUUUAAAUGGUGGCCUGGGUGGCAGCGGCCUCUCCAACGGCACUGGAAGCACCAUGGAGGCCCUUACGCAAGCCUACUCGGGCAUCCAGCAGUAUGCUGCGGCAGCACUCCCCACUCUGUACAACCAGAAUCUCUUAGCGCAGCAGAGUAUUGGUGCUGCUGGAAGCCAGAAGGAAGGUCCAGAGGGAGCCAACCUGUUCAUCUACCACCUGCCCCAGGAGUUUGGAGAUCAGGACCUGCUGCAGAUGUUUAUGCCCUUUGGGAAUGUCGUGUCUGCCAAGGUUUUUAUAGACAAGCAGACAAACCUGAGCAAGUGUUUUGGUUUUGUAAGUUACGACAAUCCUGUUUCGGCUCAGGCUGCCAUCCAAUCCAUGAACGGCUUUCAGAUUGGCAUGAAGCGGCUCAAAGUGCAGCUCAAACGCUCGAAGAAUGACAGCAAGCCGUACUGAGCGUGCUCCCCUCUGAGACUGGAGUGAGAGGGUCUUCUGGCACAGCUUGCCCUGAAGACUCGGCUACUGCCUUCUGUGGGAGUUUCGCUUCGUACAGAGGACAAGUUUGUGCUUUGGUUUCCAGUGUUUUACUUUGGAGUUUAGGUGCCAUAUCCUGAGUUGGUUUUUUCCCCCCUUUAUUUAAAGUUUGCUGUGUUUGUAACCAGUGUGUGUUGAGAAGGACCAAUAUCAAAACUGCCCUGGGGGUGGAGUGUGGAGAAACAUUCUAAGGAAGAUCAAAACUCACUCCCAAACUACCUGCACUAAGAGAGACUACUAAAUUAUACCAGAAACUGACACCCGAAUCUCUUCUGAAUCUCCCUGGGUGUGAGAAUGGAUGAAAUGAGAACUGAUCUCCAUGAGGUGGGGUAGGGGUGGAAGAGAGUCAAGGGUGACUAGACAUCCUUGGGAGCUGAAGGCUCAGCCUUUAUAGCUGCCUUUUUUUUUUUUUUUUUUAAAUCCUGUCUAGGGUUUCUGGCCCUCAAUCCAAGAAGGGGUUAACUAUUCUCUGGAAAUUAAAAAGCAAACUCCUGUUAACAUAAUGACAUCUGAAAAAGCUGGACGGUAUCUCCCUGUGGCCAGUGUUCCCAGCCAGUCACUGACUGGGAAAUAGUCAUGAGUUCGUGGCUGUUAAGAAGAAACAGCUGGCCAAAGAACUCCUUUUUCAUUUAUUUCAGCACCACAAUUUAUUAGACCACAAUUCAUUUCUUACAGAUCCCUUUGAAGCAACUCUAGGAAAGCCACUACCACCCCAAGCCAGCAGCUGUCUUAUGAGGGCAGGUCUAAGAAGGGCUUGUAGUGUCUAGUCUCUAGCUGAAGGGGGCACCUCUCCGUAGCUGGGGUGUGGGUGAGUGGGGCAGCAAGUGUUUGCUUCCUGGUGUACCUGAAUCAAAGGGUCCCUUCAAGCCACAGUACUGCAUUUGCCCAUCACUCAGUACUUAAAAGGUUUAAGAAAUCCACACUGCCUUCUUGGUUGAGGUCUCUCAGUCCUAUUCUCACCAAGGCAAGUCCCUCUCAGACCACUUCAGCCCCAUCUUCUCUAUUUGGAGAUACAGGAGACAAGAGGACGUUUACAGCCUCCAUAUGGUUUUAGUGUUCUUUUACCUCAGUAUUACGUGUUGAUUUUUGUCCUCAUGCUUGCCGUUAGCUCCCUGCUGCCUCCCACAGGUCUCACUCCAGCUCUUGCCUGUGACCCACACAGCGUCUGGGCUCCGCCUCUGCUCCAAGAAAACACUGUAGGGUUGUAGAGCCCAGAAGGACAUGCUGUUGGGAAUGUGCACCUGGCCAAAGUGGCCCUGUUAGGAUGUGACUCUUAGCCAGGGACAGGGUCCCUGGGAUCAUAAACCUCACAAUCAGACCUGACCCUUAGCAUCAGAAAUGAAAUGACAGGUCAGCCCACUCCUAGGGCAGGUGAGGACUCUUCUCAUACUGUCCAUUUGGGACACAGACUGGGGUUGCCCGUCUUGCUGGUGUACAGGUAGUUGGUGGGUUAUCCCAUUGAACCUGGGACACUCGUCCCUUCUCAUAGUGACCACUUGGGUCUGGGUCAGUUGUCCUCUGAGAAACGUGAAACAUACUUCUUAAGCUGAACCACGUAAACUUGAAUUCUGCGCACUGGGAGAAAUGUGUCCUGUGUUUCAAGGAUAAAACUGUCCAAAGGCUUCCAGGGUCAAUGAUGGGAUUUUUUUUUAAUAAAAAUAAUAAUAAUAAAAAAAAGAAAAAAAGAAAAGAAAAAAAAUGCUAGGUUGGGGAGGCGCUGUUCUGAAUCCCAACCGGCUGGAACCAAGAAUGUCAUUUCUAUUUUUAUAGAAGUUUUAUACAGCUCCGGGGUGGAGAAUAUUUAUUACCUAAAUUAUAUCUCUGGAAAAGGCCAGGAUUUUGUAGAAUCCAGAAUGUGAUUGUUGUACACACAGGGUGCUGUGUAUGAUUGAAACUACUGACUUUCUGUGGCCCGUUCGCAGCCCAGCUAAUCUGUGGGGGGUGGGGUGGGGGGGGUUAAUGCUGUGAAUUGGCAAUGGAGAGAGCUGUGCUCUCCAGGGUGCUGCCAGUGCUGUGGUCACUUACCUUCUGUUCUGUCUUCCUCCUUGGCAUUAUGGGGAUUUUCCAAAACCCAGAACUCUUAAUUCUGUUUCCACUUGCCUCCCCUCUUUGCCUGCCUCCCUUGCUUGACCAUUAUUUGACAACAGAUGUAUCCUGAGCCCUGGGAUUACAGAAAACCCCUUUCUAAAUGACAAGACAUUUCUGAAUGACCUAGAGCCCACAAUUUCCUCCCUGCUUGUGGUCCUCUUUUCGAAAAAAGAGCUUGUGUCCAGCAGGGCCCUAGGCCACAAUGGCCAGCUGGUGAAAUGCACUUCUUCCCUCGUGUCCUCUUCUCCCCUGCCCAGUGACUUAGCACGGCACCGCCCAUAAGCACAGCUCUCUCCCCAAGCCAAAGAUGGUUUUGUGAAGAAGCUGCUCCCGUAAAAGUCUCACAGUAUGAAAAGGUUUAGCUUGGAGAGUGGAGACUAGCAAUCAAGUCUUACAGCAACCCUUUUCUGUUGUGGGGGCUUCACUUUACAUAAAUGUGUUUUCUGCUGUAGUUUUGUCUCUUACUUGGGUUUCAUCAUGAGAUGGAUUUGCCGUGAAUGCAGCCAUUCACUGUUUCCUGGGUUCCACAUGAGUGGCCAGGACCUGUGUGGAAGCUAAGAGCUUGGAUUUCUGGAAACAAAGGGCCAUCUCCAUGACACUGAGGAGAAUUCCUGGAAAUUUUCCCCACGCCCCUGCCAGCAUCCUCUACUUUCUCCCCAGCUCCCAGGAGUGGAGGCUGAGGCUGAGGCUGUGCCCUGCCAGAGACUUCCCCGGAUGUGUUUGAGCUUCCCGAGAAAUCCAAGCCUUAGGUUCCCUUCUGUCUCUGGCAGUUGGAUGUCCUCUCGGUGUCCUCCGUUGUCCUUUUUGACUUUUCCCUGUGUCCAUUGUUAGCAUGUGCAAAAGUCCCCUGUCAUCACCCAGCCCUGCCCCGCCCGCCUCCUCAUUUCAGGGCUGUACACAGUGAGUGUUCCUGUUCUGUCUCUCUGUUUGGAUGUAUUGCUCUGUAACUCAGUGGGUCUCCCUCUUUCUGGUUUGUUUUUUUCUAGAUUCCUGCCGUUUGUUCAUCGUUGUGCCUAAAGCAUGUCGAUGUGGCGUCAAGUGCAUCGUCCAAAUCCCUGUCUCUUCAGCUUCUCUGAUGCUUGAACUCUCACCUUUGACCUUGUGUUGACCUUUGAUGCUGAUGUGUAUUUUUAUUAUGUUUGUUUCUUUCUUUGUUUUUUCUUUUUUCUUCCCUUAUUUUUUUUUCUUUUGUGCUGCCAAAUUGGUUUUGCUAGAACGACUGCUGAAGGGGAAAUAUUUAAACUUGCAUUUGAAUAUAAAAAAAUCUAUUUUUCUAGAACUUCAUAAGAUAACCACUUGAUUUUGUGAUUCCAAUUCUUUGUAAUUGUCUUCAGAGCAGCCCUGCUAGCACAUACCGCGUGGUGUUUGUGUUUCUGUGAACACACAGCCAGUCCGUUUCUAGGCUUUGUUUCUGUGUGCUUAGUUUUAAAGACAACUUUGAAGUAAACAAUGAAAUAAAAGAUGUCACUAAAACCUUUCAGGCUCCUGAGCACAUUUUGCUGAUACAGUCUGUGGGGCUAGAGGAGACUGCGUGUGUUCUUUGCUUUCCUGAGUUCUCGACUGCAGGAAGCACUCACACCCGUGUCAUUUUGGUGGCAGGCUGCAGUCGGAGCGCCAGCCAGUCUUUUCCCUUUUUCUUUUCUGGUUUUUCCAGAAAAGAGGGACCCAGCGGGGUGCCUUUGGGUCCCUCUUGUCCCUGCUCCCCCCCCCCAUGCUUGUCCCUAUAGUCUCCACAGCAAAAUGUGAUGCUUUGAUUUUUUUCGUUGUUUUUAUAUUGUUUCGUGUUUUUGUUUUUGUUUUGAAUUUUUUUCUUUCUUAUUAAGAUUAUACCCAGAAGGAAAGUUUUGCAUGUUUCCUGCUGUUUCUUCACACCUUCAUAUGUAUAUAUAUAUAUAUACAUACACACAUAUAUAUCACCCUCACCUCUCUGUUUUCUAUAGUUUGUGCAAAGACUGAUCGAUUUAAAAGGGUUUCAAAGAAGCUGUUUUAAAUUGUUGUGGGGUUAUUAUUUUUUUUUCAAGAUUGUACUUUAUUUUGAAGUGGCAACUUUCUCCUCUAUUUGCCUGUGCACCUGUGCACUUAGACUGUCACUUAGACUGUGUGACCUCCAGGCCUCAGCAGGGCCUCUGGGAGGCUGGCUGCUCUGCUCAGAGAUAUGGGAAGGGGGCCUGGUGAGGCUCGAGGAGCAGAUAGAGCCCAGAAGGUGGCUGCAGGUGGACAAGAGACUAAGCACGUCAGGGCUAGUGAGUACCCCUUAACCCAAGAGGAGGAGGGUGCUCGGAACCACUCAGCGGAGGAGGCCAUCUGUGCACUAAGCGGCCUACACCUGCCAGCGCUUUUCCUAGGCGACAAGCACAAUACUACAGUCUUCACACUGUUUACAGCCCUGGGCAUCAACUACCCCACACCGGCUCUUCACGGCAGCUCUGCUCUUGCUUAGCUAGUGGGGUGGGGGCAAGGGCAGCGAUCCUUUUUAAUCAGGUGAAGAGCCAAAUAGCUACUGUCCCCGGGUGCCAGGCAAGCCAGUUCCUUGGUUCCCUGAAGGGACUUGCCCUUCUCUCUUGUGGCACCAUCCAGCCUCAGGGUCUUAGGACUUGAGUAAGAAUGUGAAUGGCGGAGGGAGAGGCCAGAGGAGACAGGAGGUCACGGACGGGUCUGUGGAGGUAAGAGGUUGCAGAGGGAGGCGUUUGAUAGAUCCCACCCAGAUCUCUGCUGCCGCCCGGUGAGCAAACUGGGAAGUAGGAUUGUGCAGGGAAGGGUGAGGGGUAGCCUGGGGGGCUGGGGGCGGGGGGUGGGGAAGGUAGAAGCACUGUUAGCAUCACCCAUGCUGGGCUUGAUGAAGAGGGUUCCCACCAGCCAGUGUUUCUGCUCUGGGACCCAGCAGGCUGCCUAGUGUUAUGCUUGAGGCCUCUCUUACUAGGAGGGGCGGCCAGAUGGAAACCCAGUGUAUGGUAGGCUGCUUCAUUUCCUGGAAGGGGUGAUUGGAUGGGAAGAGGCCAGGAACCCCAGCCUGAGCGAGGCUGCUGUGCACCCCACAGUCUGACUGCACAGAGCUGCCUCUGUUGGCAGAAGGCACUGAGGCUCCCCUUCCUGUGUAUUCAGAAUCUGUGUUUGCCAAUAUAUUUUGCUUUCAAUUCCAAGAGGAACUCUGGGAAAACCUGUGGAUAAAACCAAAUGCCAAACGUUGGACGUUGUUUCCUUUUCUUCUCUCUCUGGUUGUUUUAAUUGUUCUGUGGUGGUUUUAAUGGAUUUGAGGCCCUGGAGCGGCAGCUGCCUUUCUGAUUUCCAGCUGCUUUUUGUGAAUAAUUUAAAAAGAAAAAAAAAAGAAACUUUACAUUUUGGAGACAAACCUAUGUGAGUUUUUUAUUGGUACAAACGUUGUAUUUAACACUAGGGGUUUUGUACAGUUUUUUGCCUUUUCUACUAGAAAACAAUGUAAAGUGAUUUCACAAUGUGAAGAGAAAAAAAAUUGCCACUAUGACCAAAUGCACAGUCUGUUCUGCAGCAACAACGGGAUUCAAUCAACUCAGUCGUGAUUCAGCCGUAGAAACGCUUUUUCCUUUACCUCGUUUGAGCUUUCCCUUUCUUUCCUGUUUUGAUUUGCAAAAGAAAAAAAUUGUCUUUUUUGUGUGAACUUGUGUUGUACUAUGUAGAAAAUUAUGGAUUUUACUUUAAUGGUUUUAAAAAAAAAAAAAAAGGCAAGAAGAGUCUGUGGCUCUUCUGACCUGAUCACAGAGUUUGUGUAGUGGAUUAAAAAAGGAAAAAAAAUUGUUACAAGUUUGGAGCUACGGAGUAUGUGUUAAAAAGGAAUCUCCUUCUUCCCCCUUUUUGUGUGUUUUUCCUUUUGUCCCAAUGGGGAACCUAAAUGUGUUUUAAUUGCACAGACACAUGGACAAAAGUCAUUUUGUAUCUGCCAAGUGUGGUACCUUCCUUUGUUUAUUUGCUAUUAAACUGUUUGAGAAGAA